Molecule: messenger RNA, 2135 nt
Organism: Olea europaea var. sylvestris
Lineage: Eukaryota; Viridiplantae; Streptophyta; Magnoliopsida; Lamiales; Oleaceae
Product: polyphenol oxidase I, chloroplastic-like
Exons: 1
Coding region: 28-1782 (584 amino acids)
Biological process (GO): pigment biosynthetic process
Molecular function (GO): catechol oxidase activity
Source: RefSeq, a predicted model, not a curated record
AGUCUGUGUUUUAUAAAUAGAGGGAGUAUGGUUGGACUUCUGCAACCUAGACAGAUGACUUCGUUUUGUGCAAUUGCAUCUGUAGCCAAUUGCAUUCCAUAUUCUUCUUCCUUCUCUUCCAAUAAACCUUCAUUUUUCAAACACCAGAGAAAAGACCCUGUCGUAAAAUUUACAUGCAGAGCCAAAAAUGAUGACCAAAGACCUGAAACCACCACCAAAAAUGGCGAAAAUUCUCCAGAGAAGCUUGACAGGAGGGAUGUUCUUCUCGGCUUAGGCGGGCUUUAUACCACAAGCCUUGCUGUAAAUCCGAUGGCCAUAUCUAAGCCAGCGCUUCCUGACUUCAAAGAUUGUAUUGAAGCCACACAACCCAACGGAACACCUAUCAACUGCUGCCCUCCGCCGCUUGUCGAUGAGGUUACGGAUUAUUGUCCUUGUGCCACCACUGUCAACAUUCGAAAGGCUGCUCAGUCAUUCACUGUUGAUUCAGAUUAUUACAAGAAGUAUUCGAAGGCCAUUCAGAAAAUGAAGAACCUUGCUCUGUCUGAUCCACGCAAUUUCUUGCAACAAGCAAAUGUCCAUUGCGCCUACUGCGAUGGAGGUUAUACUCAACAGGGACAUCCAAAUCUUUUGUAUGAAAUCCAUAAUUCUUGGCUGUUUUUCCCCUGGCAUAGAUGGUUCGUGUAUUUUUUCGAGAAAAUUUGCCAAAAUUUGAUUGAUGAUGAUACUUUUGCUUUACCCUUUUGGAACUGGGAUGCUCCUGCAGGAAUGCAAAUUCCACCAAUCUACAAUUCUGGUGUCACAUCACCUCUGUAUGACACCCUUCGAAACCCGAAACACUUGCCACCGUCGGUGGUCAAUCUAGAAUGGUUCAACGACGAUGCAACGGUAGAACCGGAAGUUCAAAUCAAAUACAAUCUUGCCAUAAUGUACAGACAAAUGAUAACCCAGUCAAAGACUCAAAUUGAUUUCUUCGGAAAUCCUAUUAGGGACGGUGAUGAUGUCCCCAAGAUCAGUGCCUCCGGUACAAUUGAAAUAACUCCUCAUAAUCACAUGCAUUCUUGGACCGGAACCUCAGUGGACCCUAACAAUCCAAUCAACAUGGGUGUCUUCUACUCUGCCGCUCGAGACCCAAUUUUCUCUGCUCAUCAUACAAAUAUUGAUCGGUUGUGGACCAUAUGGCUGAAUCAACUCAAGGGAACCAAUAUUACAGACCCGGAUUGGUUAAAUGCCUAUUUCAUAUUCUACAAUGAGGAGGCAAAGCCUGUAAGAGUGAGAAUUCAAGAUGGUCUCGAUAUCACAAGACUUGGAUAUGCAUAUGAAGAAGUGCCGAUUCCAUGGCUCGAUGCCAGUGCAAAGCCAAAAUCUCGGACAAAGGCAAAAACCUUGCCUUCUGCACCUGACCCUGCUCAGGUUUUCCCAACAACAUUGGACAAACCCAUAAAUGUGAUCGUCAAAAGACCAAAGAAGUCAGGAAGCGGAUCGUCAGAGGAGAUACUCGUUAUUGAGGGAGUAGAAUACGAUAAAAGAAGCUACGUUGAUUUCAAUGUGUACAUCAACGAAGACGACGUGAAUGCUUGUCGUCCAGACAAUGCUGAGUUUUUGGGGAGUUUUAGCAAUUUGCCCCAUGGACACCAGAUGAGUGUGAAAACAGAUAGACAAUUUAGGAUUUCUGAAGUGUUGGAAGAAUUAGGAGCUCAGGAUUAUGACAGGGUACUUGUGACAUUGGUUCCGAAGAGUAAUCCGGUGAAAAUAAAUGGUAUCAAGAUUAAGUUUGAUCCCUAGCAAGUUGCUGUAAAAGAUUUAAUGGUGCUUGGUAUGGAAGCUAUUUAUUUAGUUAUUAGAUUACCAGUUGGUUUAACAGUUUUAACAGCUUUUUGUUGAGAGUUAGUUUAGAGAUAAUUGCUAUGAUAAAUCAACUGGCGCGUGGUUGGCUCUAAUUGUUUAAAUAAGGUCUUUAUAUCUUUUAUAGAGCAUAGUGAAAGUGUUGGUACUCCUUAUCUGGGAAAGCACGCGGAAAACUCAUAUUUGAAUGGAGAGCUUUGAGAGAGAAUUUGAGUGUGUAACUUCUGCUUUCAUGGUGAAUUGACUGGGAUAUUGUCCUGUUCUUGAAUAUAUCAAUUUUUGAUCUGAAUCCU